Messenger RNA from Octopus sinensis (East Asian common octopus), 1345 nucleotides. RefSeq names its product juxtaposed with another zinc finger protein 1-like. Bases 138 to 1247 code for a protein of 369 amino acids. Gene Ontology annotation, cellular component: nucleus. The record is from RefSeq and is a predicted model, not a curated record. The transcript has 7 exons. NCBI's taxonomy places the organism in Eukaryota, Metazoa, Mollusca, Cephalopoda, Octopoda, Octopodidae.
CAUAUAUAUUUAAUUAAAAUAAAAAUAAAAUAUUGUCAUUUUACAUUUCAUGACGGAAACUCACGAAUGAGUUCCGUCAACCACAUGCGUAGCGGCCUGCGUGCAUAUGGCUACCUUGAGUCUGUAGAAGUUGGCAAAUGGCGGUGUUUCUGAUUAAUAACUGUCAAUUUCAAGGAUGCGGACUGCGAUUUACGACAUUAACAGAACUCAUACAACAUAUAGAAGACACUCAUUUAGAAACAGAUGUUAAAACACUUGAAAAACAAGAAAUGCACCCGCCGGCAUCUGUUCCUCUAAGUCAAAUUUUAAGAAUAUCAGCAGAUGCUGCUAAAAGGGCACAAGCUGAGUUGAUCCGAAAGCGGUCCCGUGCUCAAUCCCCCGUGUGUUCUCCUUCAAAUAAUGAAGUCAACCAUUCCAAAACUGCUCUUGUGUUGAACGUUGAACCAUCUAGCAUGCAGUCAUCGCCAACUACUACUUAUACGCGAAGUAACUCUACGACAGGAAGUGAAUUUGAUGAAGAAGAAGUAAGUGAGAAUGAAGACAGUGAUGAUUCUUGGACCAAUCAAGAAGAGUUCUCGUCUGAUCUAAUUUUAAGCAUGAAGAACAUGAAAGAAGUGGAUGGAGAUAAACCAUUUGGAUGUCCUGUACCUGGUUGUAAAAAACGGUAUAAGAAUAUCAAUGGAAUCAAGUACCAUGCGCGACAUGGUCACCGCAAGGAUGCACGAGUGAGGAAAGGUUACCGGUGUCACUGUGGAAAAAGCUACAAAACUCCUCAAGGAUUACGCAGUCACAACAUUAACCACCAUCCUGCGUUUGACAUUCUCUCUUUAUCACAACAGAACUGCACACCACAACAACAAGUGCAGUCCUUACAACUGCCAACACAACAACAACCACCACAACAACAACAACCACAGCAACAACAACAGCAGCAGCAGCCACCGGUGCGACCAACACAUUUGACGGUGUCGCCAGCCAAGCCCUCUGCUGCACAACUGACUUGCACAACUUCGACGGCUGCCGUCAGUACGCCUUCGAUUACGCCAACAAAUCUCACAUCAGUUAGCCCAUCAUUAGCUGCUGCCCUUUCGCAGACAAUGCUAACACAAUCUCAGCUGAUGGCACAGCUGCCGUCCGGCAUUCCUUCAAUGUCAGUUCCGUCAGCUAAUUCUGCUCCGUCUGUUGGUCAUGUUCAGUUGAUUGGCCAACAGGCUGCGCUCGUCACUACUGCAGCGUAUGAGAAGUGAAACAUGAAAACUUGCAAAAAAACCCAAAAAAAAAAACCAAAACAUAAAAAAAAAAGUAACACAAUAUUUUUUUUUUGUGCUUGUUGAAUAUUUGAAUU